GUGAGAUCGUGGGGCCGAGCGGAGGGAAAAACACCUCCUAGAGCCUGUCCCUGAGGGCUGUGGGGAGCGAGUGAAGGGCAGAGCAGCUCCCGGAGCCCGUGAGGGGCGGGCACGGGCCUGGCUGCGGGGAGUUACCGGAGCUGCCCCAUGGCGACUGCCCUGGCAGAGAGCUCUGGGAGCCGUGGAAAGGGGCUGGAGUUGAGCCAGAGUCACAGCAGCUCUGCUUUGGACUAUUCAGGAGACACCUUUGAGUCCUUCAGCGAGGAGGAGGAGGAAGAGGAGAGCGAAGCACCUGGAUCGUGGUGUUCCACAGAGGAUUUGGAGGGGUCAGCUGUGUCAGAGGCGUUGGAAAGCACAUCAUCACAUGGCCAAAGCCAUGCUGAGGGGGAGUCUGAGGCGGUGGAUUCUGCAGCUGUGGAAAGAGCUGCCAUAGGGAAAUGGAUUGAUGCCAUGGGAAAAUGGGUUGAUCUGAAAAAUAAAGACACUGGGAUUCAGCCAGACAAAUCUGUCGUCAGAACUCCUGCUGGAAUUCCCGAAUUAUCCCAUGGAGAGCUGGAUGCUCUCAGGUCUUUUUGCACCAGGAAGAUCAGCGGGAUGCACCAGGAGCAGGCAGGGAGUGGGAAGUGCAGGAAGCUGCAGUGUGGAGUCCCAGCAAGGAGAGCUGAGACAGGAGAUUCCUGUGCUGUUCCUGCCCGGCUGAUGAACAGGAUCCUGCUGGAAAACACCAGGGAGGCUGUGAAACAGGUGGCAGAAGCUCAAAUCCACGAGGCUUCAGCGUGUCCUGACUGCCAGCAGAAGGAAGCAGAGCUGGCCAAGGUUGCCUUUCUCAGGAGAAAAAAGACUCUGCUGGAAGGUGCUUUGAUCCAAGAGAAACUGGAAGAACACUUUUACUGCAGAGACACGCUCACACUUCUAGGAGAAGCACUCAGAAGCUUUCCCAAACCUUCAGAGGAUCCCUGGGACUUGUGGCAAAGGCUGAAGGGUCAGGAAAUGGAAAGCCUGAAAGUAACCAUCACUCCAGUGGGUAAAGAACUGGGAGAGCCUCCUGUGGGCUAGAAUUCCAGUGAUUAUGGAUCUGAGCUGCUCUGGCAGUGAUGGAUUGGGUGCUGGUUUAAUAUUCCUGCAGGUGGAACCAGAUCUGCCUGUGUGGGGUGUGAGUCAACCCUUUCUCCUUCCUCAGUGCAAAUGCUGCAAUAUAUUGUAAUCCAUCUCCAUAGGUUUUUCAAAUUCCAGAAGCCAACAGUUUCCAUUAUUAAUCUGGCAAGCCAUAAGUAUUGUUUUUUGUGGGAUUGCUGUGGGAUUGCAGAGCAGCUCCUAGCUGCUUCCAUCCAUAAGGAAAAUAAAUCACUCGGUUUUCCAGGGCAGGGAGGUGUAAUUACUGCAUUUCAGCUCAGUCUUUGCCCACUGUCUCGUGGUAAAUUGAAAGUGAGAGCCCCAGGUGGUGGAGAAAAAGCAAAGUUAACUAUAGAAAGCAGUAAAAUGAAAUGCAGUAUUUAUAGAAGAGAAACAAUGAGGCUGUAAGAGAAAUUAAUCAGCAGGACUGGGGAUGCCAAGAGGAUGAGAAAUGCUAAUAAAUUAAUCAUGGAAUCUAUACAGGAUAGGUGCCUAGGAGAAAAAACCAACAGAGUUUAAAACUGGAAUAAGAACUAUAAGAAAAUACUUGAGAAUUUGUUGUAAUUUUCUGUAGUUUUUCAAGAUGACAAAGCCACUGUUGUUCAAAGACUGGAUCUGGGGUUCAGUACACAUCCAACUAAAAUGGAAUUAUGCCGGAAAUCUCUGAAAUUAUCUUCACUGUGGCCUCCAAAGGCUGGUGGUGCUCUGUGGGCACCUCUACACCCCUCUGUGAUCAGAGCUGACAGCGAGGGCUCAGCCCUGUGCUCUAGCCGUGGCCUUGUGGCCUUGGCUCAGUCCUGAAGGGACUGACUCUCCUCAGCCUCCCGUCUCCUCAUUUCUGGGCAUUCAGAUCCCCGUGGAAAUCUUGGAGGAAUAUCCCUAUCUAUGAACCCACACUGUAUUUUUGUGACAAAGCAGAGAGGAUUAAAUCUCCCCGUUGCAUUUUCUUCCCCCAUUUUGGGACAAGAGCACUCACUGCUGAAGUGGGGUUUGUGUUUCCUACCCGUGGGCCUGUUCCCUCCUCGUGCACUCUGUUGUUUAUAAGAGUCCUCAGGGGCUAUUUGGCCUCUUGUCCUCACUUCCCACGAACCAGUGGAAAACCUGGAGGGAAAUGCUGGGAUAUAAACAGAAGUGUUAGCAAAGCUCUGCCUUCUGCUGCUUAAAAAUCUGCUGGGAGUGAUUUCCCUGGGAGCUGAUACUGAGUGGGUCAAGCCCCUGGUGGAAACCCAGCCCAGCCCAAUGCUGGUUCUGGUUUCUUGCAAACAGCUCUGAUACUCCAUCAAAAAUAUUCCCCUAAAAACAUUCCCUUUUGAGCUGUCCCUGCAGAGCACCUGGAUAAAAAAUAAACUCUGCUUGUUCCUUCCUGUUGCUCUGGAAUCCUUAGAAAUGUUUAAAUCCUUUAAAUCUCCUCCCUUCCAGUCUCUUUAUGGGUGCUCCACCUCUGUUCCUUAUUUUGGUCUUCACUCCCUGGUUCUCUGAGCCUUGGGAAGUCUCUGCGAUCUGCAAACACUGGGAAAGGCACUCACAAUUCCACAUGGAGCCUUGUAAAGGCUGUCAGGUGUACAAGAGGUGAUCAGGAACUGAACCCUUUGAAAAUGUCAUUUUGUAGCACAGAUUUCAGCCCUUACAGACCCACAAGAAGUGACUUCCAGGACUCCUUAAAAAAUAAUCUGUACACGUUGAUACUUUUGCUUUCAGAACAUAGAAGCUUUCUAGAGCUCCUGAAACGUUUCUUUGCAGCUGCUGUCAAGCCUUCCUGUAAAUCCUGAACUGGGAGUUACUUGCGUUGUGUUUGUCUGUGGAACAGCAUCCUGCUCGCACACAGUGCCUGCACAGCUCUUGUUUGUUUGCAUAAAUGUUACAAAGAGAACUCGGGUAACUCCUCAGGAAAAUCAAAGCAGAUUUUGCUGAUGGCUGUUGGAUGCGUUUUCCUGCUGCUCACUACAGUUGUUUUGUUCUUUCAUCACCACUGACUCUGAGAUCUGAGUGUUUUUCUUUAGCAGCUCUUAGAGAUACGCAAUGGAAUGAAUGAUCCGAGCCCCUAAAUAAUUUAUUUCCUAAUCCUGCAGUUUUUGAGGCUGGAGAUCCAAAACUCUUGACAGGGAGGAUGUGGGAGAGAGGGUGGGUGAUGUCUCUUCCUUUUUCCCCUUCCAGCAGCAGAUUUUUCUUUUGAUCCAAAGAACCCCCAAAACUCUGAUCAAGGAAUAUUGAUUCAUCUGCUGCCUGGUUUGUGCUUGCUGGGGCAUAAAAGGAGCAGGGUGGCUCAAGAGGGAUUCCUAUGGAAAAGCAGCUGUGGCUGUGAAACAAAUCACUCUGCCUCUUCAAAGUGCUCUGCAGCUUUGGCUUUGUGGCUUUCAUGCCACCCAGGGCUGCAUGAUUUAAUCUUCUGAAUGAUUGCUGCUGUUGUGGAGAUCAUUGCUCUGAACUCUGUGCUAGCAGAGAGGGUUUCUCCCAUCUCAGUUGGUUUAUGCUCUGUGUAUGCUGAUAGCCACUUUUGGGAUGUUGGAUUUUAUAACUGACCCCCUUUGGAUAAACUUAAAUUCCUAAGAUUAUCAUUAAAAUCAGUUUCCCAUGGACUGCA
This is a messenger RNA of Corvus hawaiiensis (hawaiian crow), 3694 nucleotides long. It is a transcript of the gene C14H8orf48, whose product is annotated as chromosome 14 C8orf48 homolog. The coding region runs from base 148 to 1056 and encodes 302 amino acids. The record is from RefSeq and is a predicted model, not a curated record. Lineage: Eukaryota; Metazoa; Chordata; Aves; Passeriformes; Corvidae. The transcript is spliced from 6 exons.